Messenger RNA from Zingiber officinale, 822 nucleotides. RefSeq names its product UPF0481 protein At3g47200-like. The transcript has a single exon. The record is from RefSeq and is a predicted model, not a curated record. The coding region runs from base 1 to 822 and encodes 273 amino acids. Lineage: Eukaryota; Viridiplantae; Streptophyta; Magnoliopsida; Zingiberales; Zingiberaceae.
AUGGAAAAUGAUUCUCUCGCAUCCCUCGAUAUUCUUAGAGAUGUGCAUCGCAUGGCGAGUUUUUUCACUAAGCAACUACUGACCCCGGAAAGAGAAUCGGUGGAAGCCAUCCAGGCGACGAUCUUUCGAGUUCCUGAGAACAUCCGCAGAACCAAUGCCGAUUCUUUUGAACCAAAGAUGGUCUCUCUCGGCCCCUACCACCAUGGAAAGAAACGCUUUCGAGCAACGGAUGAAAGGAUCAAAUUGCCCAAUGCCACCAACUUUUUCAAGCGCACCAACCGCAUGGACGUGGAUUUUGUGCAGCGCAUUGUCGAGCGAUUCAAGGAGUGGGAGCCGAAUUUACGUUGUGGCUAUUCGGAGCAGAUCAGCAUGACCAGCAAUGAGUUCGUGGCGAUGAUGAUGCUCGACUGCGCUUUCAUGGCCGAGUUUCUACGGGAGCAUGCCGCGGGGUGUUAUGUAACACAGAAGGAAGACUACUUGUGGAAGUGGGCAGCUCCAUCGAUUGUCAACGAUAUGCUGGUUGUCGAAAACCAGUUACCUCUUCCUCCCCUUCUUUAUCUCCUCAAUGAGCGCACAGAUGACAAUCGCCUCUUAACGAAAUUCCUCUGGCAUGAUAUCAUGCUGCUAAUUCACCGAAACCUCUCUCCGCCCUGGACCUCGACCUCGACCUCGACCUCGAACGUUAUCUUUAAAGAAAAUUCUCAUUUGCUCCAUCUUUUUCAUGGAUGGCUAGUUAGCCAGCUGCGAGGAAAGGCGAAACAUCUGGAUACCGCCGACUUACCUUCCUUCCCUAGUGCUGAGAUGCUCGAAUUGAAGCAAUGA